AUGGCAAAGAAACGAAAUAGAGGCGGUGAUGGCGCCGAUAAUCCUCGGAAACGGCUGCGGAUUGUCCACGAAACUCCCACCGCGGAAGAUGUCCAUAACAGCCGGCAGCUCAUGCAACUUCUCGCCUUCGAGCAGGACCUGCAGAAAGCAAGACAUGGCUUGCAAUCGUUCAAAGUGUUUCUUGACGGGCUCACGAAUGAGACUGGCCCCAAGAAUGAAGACGUUGACAUUCUCAGGGAUUAUCUAGAGUCUACGAGGCCUCGACAUGAUGAUGCCGAAGCGAUGUACCUCCCAGACAUCAUGGAGACAUGGAGUUAUGCAGCACAAAUGAAUAACGACAACGUCAUGUCAGCAGUGCCGGUUGUAUUGGCUCUACUGCUGAAAUUCAUCUCGCAGAGGCUCGAUCUUGUGCCACAUGGUCUCGGGAUCGGUCGAACCAUUCUUCAGAAGCGACCGCAAGAACUGAUCGCGCGGAACCUAGCCACCGACAAGAGCAAGGAGUUCAUAAUAUCUCCCACUCUACGACUACUCAGAGAGGCAUUAUGCCUCGAUGGCGGUGCGCUCGCAAAGCCCAUCUUUCGGGCGCGCAGCAACACCUUCAAGGCGUUAGCGCGGAACAUGGGCAUCCGAUUUCUAGGAGAAGGGCUUGAAGAAUUAAAACGACCCUCUGCUCGUACAACCGCUGUCCGAUUCUUCCUAAGUGCGGUCAAGUUCCUACACCUCGAAGCAAAAGUAGAACUGCUAUCGCAGAGAGAGAUUGGGCCCGCUUUGACAAAACACCUUAGAGAUGACCCCCCAUAUCUUAUUUUCGAGAUUCUCGAUACUCUUAAGAACCACGUUCUGAAGGACGACAAACUGCCCGGCAAUAUCAAGGGCAAACUUCUCAACUCAGGCACUCUGUCCCGGAUCGCAUCGUUAUAUAACUACGAGCAUACUGUGACAGAAGAAGAGGGCAAGACGUCGGUCGAGGAUGCUGUGCACUCUUUCCUUGUAUUUGCGUGCACAACACCGAAUGCUGGUAUAUUGAGACCACAAUCAGGCUUCUAUCCACGAGGAGUUGACCCAGAUGCGCCUCUGCUGAUAGAAUCGGAGACGGCUGAUGAGCAGGGACUCGACACUGUCUCUUGGAUGAAUCUAUUUAUAGAGGAUGUCCCGGUACGGAACAUGAGCCUACUCGACUUCAUCCAACAGUUACGACCAUGGUCCAACAUGAAGCACAGUGAGCUGAUUAUUGCCAUAUUCGAAGCCGCUCCAGAAUUGGUCUGCCCCUACUUUCUGGCUAAAAAGUCAUUCACCUUUGAACCAAAGCUGUCCGCAACCUGGAUCGGUUAUGCGGCAUUCAUUUUCAAUACUGUCCAGUUGCCUAUCCCUACAGCCUUUGGUAACAGGUCAGGCUACGCGCGCAUACCGCCACCAACAUCGGUCAUGAUUGACAACAUCAUCCCGCUACCCCUGAAUCAAAAGGUCCUCCGUCGUUGCCUAACACAGCAGUCAGACUUGAUCCCAUUCUUCGCGACUCGUCUGCUGGUAGUGUCAUUGCAGAAACUUCAGGCUGUUCUACGUCUGCAUGACGAAGCGCGGGCGUCUGGGUCGAGUCAGAACCUCUGGGCAGAGUCCGCACAGAAACUUGUCAACGAAUUCUGUCAGAGAACUCCUGAUAUCAAGGAUAUAUUCAAUGUUUAUCGAGGCAUACCGGAAAUUGAUCUUCUUCAGCGCGAGGCUGCAAGUCGGGCACUACGACUAUAUUACGAAGUAAUCCCUCAAAUAGCUCUCUCAGCGAAAUUUGACAUCUCUCCGCUCCUGAUCGCGGCGAUCGCUAGGUUAGGGCAGUUCGAGGAUAAUCCUCAAGACCACGCUCUCGUUCUGGUCGAGCUCGAGAAUGUUCUUGCGAUAGCUGGCUAUUCGCCGGGCAUGAAGUGGUUUUCGAAGUCAGAUGUGCUCUCACUCUCGCCAUACACCGCCCUCCUUAAGGUUAUUCUUGACGCUCCAGAGGGGGUGGCCCUUCACCAGCUGAGGGAAGUUCUUGGUACCGUCGCGGAAGAAACGCAGCUCGUUCUACCUCAAAAGGGGCGUGGAAGCUUGAAUGCUCUACUCGACGGCCUGCAACGUACUAAGCAGUCAAGCAAGGAGAGCCUGCCUAGCGAACUAUGGGCCUUCUUAGACAAUUGCACCACUCGAUGCGCCGGCUCACCUAUCAAGUACCUCGAGAUGAUGGAGGAUACCGUGCCGAGUGCAAAGACAAAGAAGUCACGGGCGACCUCGUCCGCCGUAAGCCCUCUCGUCUUGACGAUUCUCGAGCAAUUGCCAUUUGUGAAAGCGUCGGCAAGCGACGAGACGCUUGUGACAAUAGCGCGGUUCAUCGCCGCAUACCUAAGCUUCUUGAAGCAGGCUGGAGAAGACAAGCGCUCCUUGAAAGCAAUUCUGGAGAAGAUAGUUACUGUCUUUCCUGAGAAGCAUGCGGCGCGUAAACUCCUCAAAUUGUCAGUUGAAGGCCCCGCCCAGCAGAAUCUCGAGAGCUGGGGUGCCGAUUUCUCUGCUGGAGAGGCAAGUGGUGCUUCGCAGACUUCUACCAAUGACGACGAGGGCAUGUCCGACGAAUCACUGGAGGGACAUCUAUUGAUACCAAUUCCUGACGUGGACAACUCAGUGCUCUCCAAAUGGGCGUCGAAAGAGGCCGACGAGCUCAUCGAGGAGGGGUACGCAUCCUCCCUGAUCACGCUCCUGGGGUCCGAACACGUCAGCAUCCGCAAGGAAGCCCUCAUCAGCCUCCUGAAGAUCGCAGCAAAGGUCCAGGAGUCAGCAUACGAGGAGAAAGAGCAAGUCUGGCUUCUGCUGUCAGAGCUCGCAGAGACCUCCCGGCCACAAGUCGACACCGCGCCGUUGCCCGGCCCCAUCAUUGCCUUCGCCACACACGCGCUGGAGAUCGUCAAGAACCCGCUCCACUGCCUGUACGGCAAGGUCAACACCUUCCUGACCCGGGGCCCGGUCUGGGCCCUGGACAGGUUCCCCCUGGUGCACGACAUUGUGCAGGGAGGGCCCGAGGCGGACGACGCCUACUACACCGAGCUGGGGUGGCUGCUUUCCUGCCUCCUGGGCGGCCUGCGCAGCCCCGCGGACGUGGCGCUGUUCCACAAGCGGCGGCUGUUCGAGCGGCUGCUCUCCCUGGCGAGCAACCCGUACAUCCGGGACCACCUCAAGCUCGAGAUUCUCAAGAUCCUGUUCAGGACCACGUGCGUCGAGGGCGGCAGCACCACGCUCGUCACGCGCUUUGGCAUAGUCUCGUGGUUGGAGGCGCAGGCGGCGAAGCCAAACUCGGGGGCCGACGCGGGGAUGCACAAGGCCCUCCUGAGGAGGAUAUGGCAGACAUGCGACCAGGAGAGAGUGUCGACCUGGAGCAAGCAGGGUUUCAGCGGCGAUUCCGGCGAGUCCGCUGCCAAAGCCUAA
Molecule: messenger RNA, 3444 nt
Organism: Phaeoacremonium minimum UCRPA7
Lineage: Eukaryota; Fungi; Ascomycota; Sordariomycetes; Togniniales; Togniniaceae
Product: putative ribosome biogenesis protein urb1 protein
Exons: 2
Coding region: 1-3444 (1147 amino acids)
Biological process (GO): maturation of 5.8S rRNA from tricistronic rRNA transcript (SSU-rRNA, 5.8S rRNA, LSU-rRNA); maturation of LSU-rRNA from tricistronic rRNA transcript (SSU-rRNA, 5.8S rRNA, LSU-rRNA)
Cellular component (GO): nucleolus
Source: RefSeq, a predicted model, not a curated record